This is a messenger RNA of Aspergillus steynii IBT 23096, 1671 nucleotides long. RefSeq names its product putative nuclear pore complex protein (SonA) (gene sonA). Gene Ontology annotation, cellular component: nuclear pore. Lineage: Eukaryota; Fungi; Ascomycota; Eurotiomycetes; Eurotiales; Aspergillaceae. The transcript has 2 exons. Gene Ontology annotation, biological process: transcription-dependent tethering of RNA polymerase II gene DNA at nuclear periphery; RNA export from nucleus. Gene Ontology annotation, molecular function: ubiquitin binding; RNA binding. The record is from RefSeq and is a predicted model, not a curated record. Bases 166 to 1257 code for a protein of 363 amino acids.
UUUUUUCAUUGACCACCUAAAGCCGAGGCAAUUAUUGCCUUCGUGUCAAUCCGACCAUUCUUCUUGUUCCAAUCCCCGUGCCUGCGACAGGUCCGUGGUGCUGCCUCGCUCUCCCGUGUUUGAUCGGACGGGUCCCCCGAAAAAAGGCAAAAAGUUCUCGCUCGAAUGUCGCUCUUCGGUACCGUCGGCGCUGCGUCGACAUCGGCAGGCCAAACAAACACCACCGGCGAUAUAUCCAAAGAUGUCGCUCUCGCCUCACCUCCGGAGGACAGUAUCUCGGACCUUCAAUUCUCUCCCGCCACCGACCAUCUAGCCGUGGCCUCGUGGGACAAGAAAGUUCGCAUCUAUGAAAUCAACGAACAAGGUCAAAGCGAAGGCAAGGCUCUUUUCGACCACGAAGCCCCGGUUUUGAACUGUUGUUGGGCCCCGGACGGAACCAAAGUGAUUGGGGCCGGCGCCGAUAAAGCUGCUCGCAUGCUCGAUCUUGCCUCAAAUAGCACGACGGCCGUUCAAGUGGCUGCCCACGAUGCUCCGAUCAAAUGCUGUCAGAUGAUUCCCAACCCGAAUGGAAACGGCCCCCUUCUCGUCACCGGGUCAUGGGAUAAAACGAUCAAGUAUUGGGAUGUCCGAAGCUCAAACCCCAUUGCCACGGUGGAGUGUCAAGAGCGCGUCUACACCAUGGACGUGAAGAACAAGCUGCUGGUUGUCGGCACGGCUGAUCGCUACAUCAACAUCAUCAACCUGGACAACCCCACCAAAUUCUACAAAACCAUGCAGUCGCCUCUGAAGUGGCAGACGCGCGUGGUCAGCUGCUUUACCGACGCCACCGGAUUCGCGGUCGGUAGUAUUGAAGGCCGCUGUGCCAUCCAGUACGUCGAGGAGAAAGACUCCAGCUCCAACUUCAGCUUCAAGUGCCACCGCGAGACCCCCCCAAACCAGCGAGACAUCAACAACAUCUAUUCCGUCAAUUCGAUUUCAUUCCACCCGGUCCACGGUACGUUCAGUACGGCAGGCAGUGACGGCACCUUCCACUUCUGGGACAAAGACGCCAAACAUCGCCUGAAGGGCUACCCUUCCGUCGGGGGACAAAUCUCCAGCACGGCCUUCAACCGCACCGGCACCAUCUUUGCCUACGCCGUGAGUUACGACUGGAGCAAGGGUUACUCGGCCAAUACCCAGCAGCUUCCGAACAAGGUGAUGCUGCAUCCGGUGGCGCAGGAAGAAGUAAAACCUCGGCCUGCCGCUAGGAAAAGGUAAUGAGAGAGCACGGAGCAUCUAAAAUGGGGCGUCGCUUGGGGUUCGGGGUGCCUGGGGCCAACUUGUUUUAAGUCGAUACCAAAUAUCAAUUAUGUCGAAUCCAGAGUCCUCAUUUGACGGUGCUUUUCGAUCAAUGAUCGAUCAUCCAAAUGGUCCUGGUCACGUUGGAUUGAUUUCUUUGCAUUGUUAUUAUCAUUUCUUUUCCUUUUCCUUCCCCGGGAAUGUCUCUUAAAACACCCUUGGGAAUGCAUAUGAGCGAAUAAUUUCUGGUGGGACAUUUCUACGUGCCCUUUUUUUUUUUUGUCAAUUUUUACGAUCUCCCCAUAAAUCCCGGAAGGAAGUGCCGGUCAAUCUCUUAUGUUUGUAGUCAGGUUUUAUAUUCCAUAGACAAAGAGUAACAAUCAAAUCAACCGU